UAAACCCCAUAUCAAAGACUUUAAUAAGAACUUUUGCAAUGACUUUGGUCGGAGACGGAUUAAAUAGCCCCCGCAAGCAGGGCGGCAAUGAUGACUCUGUGGAAGUUCCGUCGCCCUUUCCGGAUAAGUAUGUUCUUCGGAAUACACGCAUCCUGAAGGUGUCACGUGCCCAAAUAACCGAAGUACCUAUGGAGGUCUUUGAACUGGCCCGCCAGGAGCAAGUAAAUAUUGUCCGUCUGGACGGUAACCAUUUGAUGGAGCUGCCCAGAAAUCUCACAAUGUUGAGCGAACUACUAUACGAACUGGACGUGGCCAAAAACGAAAUAUCUUAUGUGCCCACUUAUAUCUCGCAGUUUUCGAUACUAUCCAUCCUGGACCUAUCGUGCAAUCUGCUGUGUGAGUUGCCGAUGGAACUAGCCGGUCUCCAGCUUUUGAAUCAUCUUGAUAUAUCCUACAAUCGCUUCAAACAACUUCCACGCUGCAUCUAUGAGCUGGAGUGCCUAGAGACCCUCUUGGCCCAGGACAAUAAGAUCAAGGAAAUCGACGCCUCGGACUUGGGUCUGGGCGGCAUGAAGCAGCUCAUUAAAUUAAAUUUAAUGAACAAUGAUCUGCAAACGGUGCCCCCUACUCUGGGUAAUCUGAGAAAUCUUCAAGAGCUGGAGCUGUGGGGCAAUCCUUUCCGACAACCACGUCACCAGAUCCUUUCAAUGGGAACAGCGGCGGUACUGCGAUACUUGCGUACUCGUAUUCCAUCAAAUUAAAUCCGAAUAUAUGUAUAUGUGUUAGUAAAAUUAGUAAAUAUAUAGUCAAAUUGUUAUGUAAA
This is a messenger RNA of Drosophila bipectinata, 823 nucleotides long. Its product is annotated as leucine-rich repeat-containing protein 40. Gene Ontology annotation, molecular function: protein binding. The record is from RefSeq and is a predicted model, not a curated record. Lineage: Eukaryota; Metazoa; Arthropoda; Insecta; Diptera; Drosophilidae.